UGGACCCUGCAGAACGUGUUGGCUGGUGGAACUAAUGCGCGGCGUCUUCAGAUUCCGCCGGACUUUUUCUAAAAGUCGGACCGCGCCGCUUAAAAAAACAUUCCCCGAUUUUGUUAUUUUGUCGCUUUGCUUGUGACAGUCCAUGACGCGUGGUUAUAAUGAGCUGGUUAUAAUUAUCCAAACUAAGCCGUAAAGCUCUAAGCUAAGCUCUGUGUGUGUCGCUAUGACUAUAAGCAGGCUGUGUUUUUGGAGAAGCGCGGUGAGGGUCAGGACACCGGCUGUGUUUUCGAGAGGACAGAGCACAUACACACAGGGUCAGAGUCCUGAGCCGCGUAUUCGUGAAUACUUCUACUACCUUGAUCAUCAAGGACAGCUCUUCCUGGAUGAUACCAAGGUGAAGAACUUUGUCACUUGUUUUAAAGAUCAGCAAUUUCUGGUUUUCUUUUUCAAGCAUUUGAAAGUCAAUCGAAGUGGCCGCUACCAGCAGCACUUCCCCUUCCUUUCACUGUGUGGACGUGAGAGGAACUUCCUACGUUGUGAUGAUCAGCCAGUUGUAUUUACUCAUUUGUUGUCUGAGACGCCGCAUCUGUCGUAUUGCGGAGGUGGGACUAAACUGACCUUUCCUUUCCAACCUCAUUCCUUGUUCAUGCAUCCAGACAGUGGUAGAGUGUACCAUCCUGCUCCUGAGCUGGUAGGGGGUGUUGGAUUGGUACGUUCUGCCCUGGCCAUUGAGUUCAGCCCUCACUUUCACUACUCUUCAGGUCAAGACAGUUCUGCUCAACCUACUCAUUUCCUGUGGGCUGGGCAGCGUUACACACUGACUAAUGAGCUUUUAAGGCAUUUUGCAGUGAAAUAGAAAGCAUUAUUUCAACAUUUUGUGAUAACUCACAAUACUUAUUACAAGAUACGCUCAAGGAACCAUCAUAUCAUCAUUUUUGCCAGAAGGGUUACUGUAAAUAAAACCCUUUAGACAUGUGUGUAUAUAGGUAUUAAAAGCUUUUGAUCAUAGGCUUUUCAGUACAGUCAUUCAUACAAUGUACAGUGGAAGAAACACUUUUAAUUUCUCAGGAUUUAUUUGCAUCAAAGAAUGUUACAGGACAGAGUAUUAUUUUAUUUUGUGUAGAAAAGCAAACUAAACUGCAUUAGUUGAAGAAACCCCAUGAACAAGGUAUUGUAAACAUAAGCUACUUGAUUACACUUUCAGUAACAGAUUUAAGAUGAAUUCAGACAUUUAAUUAAAAUAUAGGCCUAUACAAAAUAAACAUAUAAAAGCACACUGAAUAUUCCUUAAUUAUAUGUACACUAUCUGGCCAAAAGGUUGUGAACACAUGACCAUAACACUCAUAUGUGCUUGUUGAGCAUCCCAUUCCAGGGACCCUUUACUGUUAUAAUAAGCUCCACUCUUCUGGGAAGCUUUCCACUAGAUGUUGGAGCGUGGCUGUGGGGAUUUGUGUUCAUUCAGCUACAAGAGCAUUAGUGAGAUCAGGCGCUGAUGUGGGUGAGGAGGUCUGGGGUUCAGUUGGUGUUCCAGUUCAUCCCAGAGGUGUUCAGUGGGGUUGAGGUCAGGGCUCUGUGCAGGACACUCGAGUUCUUCCACUCCAGCCUUCACACACCAUGUCUUCAUGGAGCUCGCUUUGUGCACAGGGGCAUCGUCAUGCUGGAACAGGUUUGGGCCUCUUCAGUUGCAGUGAAGGGAAACUGUAAUUCUACAGCAUACAAAGACAUUCUAUACAACUGUGUGCUUCCAACUUUGUGGCUACAGUUUGGGGAAGAAUCUUGUGUGUGUGUUUGUGUGAUAGUCAGGUGUCCACAUACUUUUGGCCUUAUAGUGUAUAUUAUAUGUGACCAAAAGUAUUGCUGAAAGAUGCAUCCUAUUUCUCUUCUUCGACACUGAUUAAGCCUGAAUCCUGUUUCUCUCAUUCAUUCUCCUUCACGCUCCCUAUAAAUGGUCCCCGUAUAGUGCACUACUAACAGUUAUUCAUGACUUAAUUACUGUAUAUAACAUCUUUUUGUUUUGCGUAAGUUUCUUUCAGCCACUCUGUGACAGCACACUAUAAUUUAUAAAGCAAAAGCUUGUUCUUCACUGCCCUCAGACGCUUAACCUUAAAAUACACACUAAUCCAGAGUUUGCUAUUCAGAAAGUGACUGUCAUGUGAUCAGCGGCUAUCUGGAAGUAAUUUUUGUGAAUAACUGAAUACAAAAUUUAUUACAAAUUAUGCUUAAAAAAUACAUAUUUUUUUAAAUUAUUAAUAAAAAAUAAAAUAAAGUCUCAGUCUAACAAUGAAAUAAUAAUUUAAUCAACUACAUAAUGUUACACAAUUUAUUAUUCACUGUCACUAUUUAUUUAUUUAUUUACUGACUUGUCAGUUUUCCUAUUUAAUGUAACAGCUGACAGCCAGGGGUGGUGUCAAACACCUGGAUAUCCUCUAACGCUGAGAUCUCCAACAAAGACACGAAGUCUGUCCAUCCCCCAUCUCAAGAGAAGGCACUCACUUAAAACCUGCUAUUUUACGCCCCCUGGCUAUAUACUGGCUACACCAUUCACUCUAGGCGUACAGACACCGCCAGCUCACACCCUUUAGAGCACUCCUGAUCACUCAGGAUCCAAACUGUCCAACCACACACACCCCCAACCUGUCCCAGAAAUACCCCCCCUACCCAGGUAACUUCACUAGAGAGCACAAGGAUGGACCUAAUGGGCACUUGGUGAGUAGAUUCUUGAAAAGAAGUAGCUUUAAGGUCUCGGCGUGUCCUGCGCCCGCGCACCAGAGGAUAUCUGAGUAUUCGACACGUCCCCGGCGAUCAUCUGGUGUUCUAAUUCUUGUUAAUGGGUGGAAGCUGUAAAGCGCCUGAGGAACUCCGACAUGCAGCUGGGCCUUGUCCUUUAUCCAUGAUAUCUGUCUUUAGCCUCUGGAUUUCUGUGCGCUGUGGAUUGAUCAUGCGUACAGAGUCUUGUAGAGAUUCCUUCAGUGACUCCUCCGAGGAUACCGCUGCUGAAAUUAUGUAUGCUUUUUGAGUGUUUUAAACUGGGUGAAGAAAUUUUAGCCAUGUCCAAGUCCAGAAUGCUGUACCUCACUGUACAGGAUUUCAGAGAUGACUGUAACCCAUUGUGCAUGAAGUUCUAAUAAAAUUGAAAUUUAAAAAAUUAAAAUACUGUCCUCUUCUGAGGCGUUUUAACUGUUUGUAUAUUUUAAUACAACUCCACAUGCUGAAUGAUUAAAGGCAUUUCCCCCAAAGCUAUUCCCCACAAUGAUAAAA
Molecule: messenger RNA, 3258 nt
Organism: Pangasianodon hypophthalmus (striped catfish)
Lineage: Eukaryota; Metazoa; Chordata; Actinopteri; Siluriformes; Pangasiidae
Gene: c30h8orf82
Product: chromosome 30 C8orf82 homolog
Exons: 3
Coding region: 224-856 (210 amino acids)
Source: RefSeq, a predicted model, not a curated record